Messenger RNA from Oncorhynchus kisutch (coho salmon), 4249 nucleotides. RefSeq names its product PR domain containing 10 (gene prdm10). Gene Ontology annotation, molecular function: protein binding. Gene Ontology annotation, cellular component: nucleus. The record is from RefSeq and is a predicted model, not a curated record. Lineage: Eukaryota; Metazoa; Chordata; Actinopteri; Salmoniformes; Salmonidae. Gene Ontology annotation, biological process: regulation of gene expression.
GUCACUCAAUAAUAUUCCACCAAUCGCCACACAAGCCUCGGCGAGUUGCUAGGCAGAAUAUGGUAAUACAUGCAACGCAGCCACCUCUGCAGCUACCAUUCUGAGUACAGUCUAACUAAUCCUGGAGCUGCCAGCAGCUGCGUGAGGUUGGUGUGAUCAGGUGGUGACCGUGGUAACUGGUUCCGGGCUGCAGCCAUGGAGACCAAGCAGGAAACAUCCCCUGUGUGGAACCAGGCAGGGAACAGCGAAUCAGGGAACACCACUCAGGUGCAUUUUGAGGGCGGUACAGUAGCCCAGAUAGUGUACAGUGGAGACCAGCAGGACAGAGGACAGCAGCAGCAGGUGGUCUACACAGCAGACGGUAAUUCCUACACCUCCGUGGAGUCGGCAGAACACACCCUAGUCUACAUCCACCCGGCCGACGGCUCAGGGGGUGUGUUUUCUGACCAGCCGCAGGUGGCCUACAUUCAGCAGGAUGGAACGACUCAACAGGUGACAGUGUUGUUGCCCAGUGGUCAGAACAUGAACGCGGCCAACCUUCAUGUCCUCAGUAACGUGGCCGAGGCUCCUCAGGCCCUCCUGGAGCCGGUAACACAGGGUCAGCUGUCUGUGUCCAGUUCCCUCCCUUCCAUGGCUGGGAUGGUUGACCCUUCCUCCAGCCCCCUGGGGGCCACAUCCACAGAGGAUUCAGACGAAGAGGAUGAUGACGAAGAUGACUCGGACCUAGAUGACUGGGAGCCUAGCGCGCCACAGGCCUUUACACCACACAACCUCUGGUGUGAGGAAUGCAACAUCUCCAACACAUCAGUGUGUGUGAAGCAUGGCGCCCUCCACCCCAUCCCUAACCGUCCAGUGGUGUCCCGGGCACGGGCCAGCCUCCCCCUUGUUCUCUACAUAGACCGCUUCCUAGGGGGAGUCUUCUCCAAGAGACGCAUACCCAAGAGGACCCAGUUCGGCCCUGUGGAGGGACCCCUGGUCAGACAGGGACAACUUCACGAUCACUACAUCCACCUCAAGCUGUGCAUGCUGGAUGUAGACAAGGACAUGGAGAAGUCGGAUGACAUGUGGGUGGACCUAUCUGACGAGGACAUCUGUAAUUGGCUGAUGUUUGUUCGGCCCGCCCAGAACCACCUGGAACAGAACCUGGUAGCCUAUCAGUACGGCUCUGAAAUCUUCUACACAACCAUCAAGAACAUCCAGCCCAAACAGGAGCUGAAGGUGUGGUAUGCAGCGUCAUACGCCGAGUUUGUCAAUCAGAAGAUCCAUGAUGUCACGGACGAAGAGAGGAAAGUGUUACGCGAGCAGGAGAAGAACUGGCCCUGUUACGAGUGUAACAGACGCUUCAUGAGUUCAGAACAGCUACAGCAGCACCUCAACAUGCACGAUGACAAACUGGACUGCGUCACCAGACCGAAGGGGCGUGCUCGUGGGCGUGGCAGGAAGAGGUUUGGGACAGGAAGGAGACCGGGCCGCCCCCCUAAAUUCAUCCGGUUGGACCCUUCGAACGCCACGGCAGGGGACAAGACACCGGAGCUGCUGGGCUUCGUAGGGAAGUUGCCGUACGAGGAGAGAGUUGACGGAGCUCUGAAUGGUUUCAAGGUGGUAGAGCUGGAGACAGACGGGGAGGGGGGUGGAGGGUUGGAGACAGAGGCACAACUAGACACCCCUGGAGGAGACCUGGCCCCCGACGCAGAAACAGACCCCCCACCCACCACCACCGACCCACCCCUACGCCCCAUCAAAGAUGACCCGUCCCAGAGCAGCGCCCCUGCCCCGGCAGAACCUCACCUCAGCCUCACCCCCCAGGACAUGCGUCGGGCUAAGAGGAUACGGGUGAAGAAGCAUGUUCGUAGCUUCCACUCUGAGAAGAUCUUUCAGUGCUCAGACUGUGACAAGGCGUUCUGCAGACCUGACAAGCUACGGCUCCACAUGCUGCGGCACAGCGACCGCAAGGACUUCCUCUGCUCCACCUGUGGAAAGCAGUUUAAGCGUAAGGAUAAGCUGAGAGAGCACAUGCAGCGGAUGCACAACCCAGAGCGCGAGGCUAAGAAGGCAGACCGUAUCCAUCGCUCCAAGGCCCUGAAGCAGAAGGUUCCCACCACAGACUUGGAGAGCUUCAUGUUUAAAUGUCGCAUGUGUAUGAUGGGUUUUAGACGCCGAGGUAUGCUGGUGAACCAUCUAUCUAAGCGGCACCCUGAGAUGCGGAUAGAGGAAGUUCCUGAGCUCACUCUUCCCAUCAUCAAACCCAACAGAGACUACUUCUGUCAGUACUGUGACAAGGUGUAUAAGUCGGCCAGUAAGCGCAAGGCCCACAUCCUGAAGAACCACCCGGGGGCGGAACUACCCCCCAGCAUCAGGAAGCUCCGCCCUGCCGUACCCGGGGAGCCCGACCCCAUGCUGAGCACACACACCCAACUGACGGGAACGAUCGCCACCGCUCCCGUCUGCUGUCCGCACUGUGCCAAGCAGUACAGUAGCAAGACUAAGAUGGUGCAGCACAUCCGUAAGAAGCACCCUGAGUACGCCCAGCUAGCCAACACCAUCCAGGCUCCCCUCACAACCGCCGUCAUCUGCUCUGCCCCUGCUGUCAUCACCACCGACGGGACCACUUCUGAGGCUGUCGUGACGACAGACCUGUUGACCCAGGCGAUGACAGAGCUGUCCCAGACCCUGACCACAGACUACCGUACUGCCGCAGGGGAUUACCAGAGGAUCCAGUAUAUACCAGUCAGCCAAUCAGGAGGAGGGAUCAACCAGCCUCAACACAUACAGUUACAGGUGGUCCAAGUUCAGGCGGGCUCUCCCCACUCCCAGCAUUCCACCGUGGAUGUUUCCCAGCUCCAUGAUCCCCAUGGUUACAGCCAACACUCCAUACAGGUGCAACACAUACAGGUGUCAGAGGCAGGACAGAAUACGCAGGGUCAGCCUCUAAGCCCUUCCUCCCAGGUGACCCAGGAGUUAAGCCCCGCCCAGCUGACCCCUGUGACCCUGGCCCAGAGUCACGCCCUCCAGACGUCAUCCAAUCAGCAGGGCUCUGUGCAGCACGCCUACAUCCCCGGCAACUGGAACUACCGAGGAUACCCCUCUGAGAUCCAGAUGAUGACGUUGCCACAUACCCAGUACGUGAUCGCUGAGGCCAGCACUCCUGUCACAGGGGUCAACAGUGCUGGGGUCAAGACGACCCACUAUGUGAUUUCAGAGGGCCAGUCUGAGUUGGACCCUAAGCAGGCCAGCGGCCCCCAGAACUCGGCCCAGACCCAUCUGGAUGCCCAGACCUCCUCCCAGCAGCCCACCACACAGUACAUCAUCACCACCACCACCAACGGGACCGGGGCCAGCGAACUACACAUCACCAAACCUUGACCUCUAGCAGCAGCUGUUACCUACUUCUCACAGCCCCAAACCCUGCUGAAGUGAAUCUUCCCGUCACCAAACUCUUAUCGACUGACCUAGGGACAGCUGUUUAACCAGGGAACUCACUUUGACAUUGAGCCCUAUAUGAGGCUCAACUAUCCUACAGAUCAAAGUACUGAUCUAGGAACAACUGUACAUAGUUAAAUUACUCUUUGGAGACGUAAGGACUGGUCACAGACCUGUCUGCAUGCAGCCCCGCCCCAUAGACACACACACACACCCACCAACACACACACACACACACCCACCAACACACACACACACACCCACCAACACACACACACACACACACACACACACACAUACACACAAAGUUCACUCACAGACCUGGUUCUCAGAGGAACAGGGUUUUUAGAUCAGCACUGCUUGUUGUGUGUCUGUUUCGGUUGAACUGAACGAGCUGAGAAACUGCCAGAAGAAAGGAGCAGCUCACUCAAGACAAGGAAAUAUGGACUUUUUGGAGGAGAACAUAGUAUACACACGGUCAUACAGUUAGCUAUAUGUACUGUGUGUGUGUUUGUGUGGGUGUCUGUGUGUGUGUGUGUGUAUAUAUGUAUGUAUGUGUGUAUGUAUAAACUGAAACACACUGGAGAGCUUCGAUAGCUCUGUUUCUGAGACCUUUUCAGUGACUGACACUUCAGAUAGAAGACUUGAUCAGACCUUUUAAGCCUAUCGCAUGCUUCCCAGUCCAAACGGUUUGCGCAUAUAUUAUGACAACAUUUUGUGAAGUUUUGGUUUGUUUGUUGUUCGGCAGGGUUUGUUCAGCUGUUCAUGCACACACCCCCCUUUACCCCUCCAUAACACCCCCCUCACCCCUCCAUAACACCCCCCCCCC